AUUGCAUUUAAAUGGAUUAAUUAAAGAACAUGCUCAAGCUUUAUUUCAUUGUAUCCUUAGGGGCAUUUCUUUUAAUUUCCUAUGGUUCAUCAUCUUUGAUGCUUCCAUUGAAUAACACCUAUUAUGUCUCGGAGUACGAAACCACUUUUCUGCAUGCUUUAGCCGGAUGUAAAAUGAUUGAUAUGGAUUUGCUUCGGAUCGAAAGUGCGACUGAGAGUCUUAAUCUAUAUAAUUUAAUGGAUGCAGCUGGUUUAGCGGUUUCCGGAAGAGCAUACUGGAUGGGCGGAGCAUACCUAAGCGAUGAUUCCUGGGUAUGGAUAGAGACAGGAGGCGUUCUCAGUUAUACAAGAUGGGGAGCAAAUGAACCUAAUAUGACGGGUAGUGGUACCCACUGUCUUCAGCUAGGGAAAGAUAAUGACGGCAAAAGCUCAAUAAAUUGGCAAUCCAGAUUAUGCAUCACUUCGCGUUAUUAUAUUUGCGAAGUAAAUUCAUAAACAAAUACUUAUAAAUUAUUCAAUUAAAUGAAAAACAUUAAAUACUUAAUGUCAAAUUAACAUUUUGUCGCAGUCACUGCUUAUAUUAGUUGAUACAGAAGCUUGUUUUUGCACGUAUUUAAUAUUAAACAUAUAUGAUUUUAAAA
This is a messenger RNA of Dendroctonus ponderosae (mountain pine beetle), 640 nucleotides long. Its product is annotated as perlucin. Gene Ontology annotation, molecular function: signaling receptor activity. The transcript has 3 exons. The record is from RefSeq and is a predicted model, not a curated record. The coding region runs from base 30 to 494 and encodes 154 amino acids. NCBI's taxonomy places the organism in Eukaryota, Metazoa, Arthropoda, Insecta, Coleoptera, Curculionidae.